Actinia tenebrosa (Australian red waratah sea anemone) is the source of this 1225-nucleotide messenger RNA. RefSeq lists its product as uncharacterized. Gene Ontology annotation, cellular component: cell surface; signaling receptor complex; plasma membrane. NCBI's taxonomy places the organism in Eukaryota, Metazoa, Cnidaria, Anthozoa, Actiniaria, Actiniidae. Gene Ontology annotation, biological process: Notch signaling pathway; axon guidance. The record is from RefSeq and is a predicted model, not a curated record. Gene Ontology annotation, molecular function: calcium ion binding.
GAUCCUAUGGCAACUUCACCUUCUCCAUGGAUUUCUACCAGACUUCUAGCUAUUUAAAACCUUACUCAGUUUUCGCUUACCCAGUGGUUGUCUACCCAAACCAGCCUCUGUGGGUUCAGUAUGAAGUCAAGAAUACCAACGCUGAUCUGGUCGUGUUUGCUGAGAAUUGUCGUGCUACGCCUUCUAAUGAUCCCAAUGCGACUCCACAGCAUGUGUUUCUACAGAGAGGAUGCGURCGCGACUCAACCAUGAAUUAUUGGUACAACCCAAACAGUAAAGUCCAGCGGUUCUCCAUCAGAUCGUUUCGUUUUGUGUAUUCCAACACCUUCCUGGUGUAUCUACACUGUGAGCUGAUUGUCUGUCAUCGUAACACAAACAACUCAAGGUGCRCACAAGGUUGUAUCAGCAGCUCCAGAGUACGUCGAGAAGCUGCUGAYGGCUCCACAGCAUAUGACUUGUCUGCUGGACCAUUGAAAGGAGGCAAGAUCAACGAUAAGAGUAACAAUCAACAAGGAUUAUUAAAGUCCAAGCAACUCAUUGGUGGAUUAGGAGGCGUUGGCGGGUUGUUCUUUCUCUUCACAAUAGUCCUCUUGGUCAUAGUCUAUCGUAACCGCAGGCGUGGCCAAGACAACAAACCAACCAGCAUCGCUCUGGAUGUUACUGUCAACUCGUAUGAGCAGUUAAACGUGGACAGCGACGAGAAGAAUGAAAGUGAAAUUUAGAUUGACAGCAUGAGAAAGAAGGGGAGAAAACUGUUCCAUACCUUAAACACAAAAUAGGAUGCUCCUGUCCUUGUCUUGUGUUGAUUGUCUAGUCUUUUUUCCUUGUGUACCCUUUAGAGGGGAUCUCCCCUUCUCCCUCUCCUCUCCUAAGAAUCUAUAAACACUGAUAUAACAUUAAGCUUUGAUUCAGAAAUAAUAGGAAUACUCCAUAGCAUAAUUUUGCAGACAAUUUCAGUGUGUUAGGCUUUGUAGAAUGUUACCAAAGGUUUUCUAUAUGAGAUAAAACUAAUGAUAACCUACUAAAAACAGGGUUCCCAGCCAUUUUGAAAAUGAAAAUUCCCUGACUAAAUAACAGUUUCCCUGACCUUGUUGGGCCACAUGGGCAAGCAUGGGCUACAUGCCUAACUUUUACCUAGGCCUCGCUCUUAUCAUAUUACACAGGAUACCCAACGUAAUUAAACUGUCAGGCAUAAAUGAUACUAAAUACUUCAAUAUUUUUUCAU